Molecule: messenger RNA, 735 nt
Organism: Microthlaspi erraticum
Lineage: Eukaryota; Viridiplantae; Streptophyta; Magnoliopsida; Brassicales; Brassicaceae
Source: the annotation of a GenBank genome assembly
AUGUCAGAUUCUAUUCACCGGAGAAGAGUUCCAACUCCCCUCGGAAACGGUGGCCGGAGCCUCAGGACGAGAAGGACGGCGUCACGAUGCGUUUCCGAUAAGAAUUGUUCGAAACCGACUAAUCACGUUUUCGAGAGAAGCUUCUCAGAGCCAAGUCUCAACCGAGAAAAUAAUAUGCUGCGGCGACCAUCGCCGAUGAGAGGUUUACCAACGGAAGAAUCCGACCCGAUCGUUUACUUGCCUAGGAUUCGCUCUGAGGUUUUCGCUUCUUCUUCUCAGUCGUUGUUAUCUUCGCCGUCUUCUCUAUCUCCGAUCAAUCAAGAGGGAAGUAAAAAAGAAGCACCAAAAGUAGUGAUCAACGUAGCAGUAGAAGGAAGCCCUGGACCUGUAAGAACAAUGGUCAAGUUGAGUUGCAACGUCGAAGAAACGAUCAAACUCGUCGUGGAAAGAUACUGCAAAGAAGGACGAACACCGAAACUCGAUCAAGGUUCUGCUUUUGAAUUGCAUCAGUCACACUUCAGCAUCCAGUGUUUGGAAAAGAGAGAAAUAAUCGGAGAAAUAGGAAGUAGAAGCUUCUACAUGAGAAAGAGACCUCAUGAAACCGGAGUUUCUUUCGCCGAGAAAACGAGCCUUAUUCCGUCGUCGAAUUUGAUCGGAUUGUGCAUUGCUCAGAUCAUUGGGAAAUUCAUGAGGAGAAUGAGAAAGAUAUGGAACAUAUUGGUUUGUACGCCAUGA